Messenger RNA from Cynoglossus semilaevis (tongue sole), 6069 nucleotides. RefSeq names its product TBC1 (tre-2/USP6, BUB2, cdc16) domain family, member 1 (gene tbc1d1). The record is from RefSeq and is a predicted model, not a curated record. Lineage: Eukaryota; Metazoa; Chordata; Actinopteri; Pleuronectiformes; Cynoglossidae. The transcript has 23 exons. Bases 114 to 4472 code for a protein of 1452 amino acids.
GGCUGUGUUAGUAAUCACACAUCCACAAACCGUGGGUCACAGCAUGUCUCAAAGUCUGUGUGUGGAUGUGACGUCCUGCAUGCAGAGGUACACGCCUGCAGCAUGCACCAGCCAUGCGCCACCUGUCGGUGUUGGGGAGAGCAGGGAGGUGGAGCUGCUCUAAAAUUAACACACCCACAUUCACAGGCUCAUACACUCACUUUCUCUCUUCCUCUUUCAGCAAUGACACCUUGGAGUUCUUAAACAGGACGCGCCGUAAACCGGUGAACUGGAGACAGACUACUUCCUGUAGCCAUGUAAAAAUGGAAGGACUCUACUUUGAAGUGAAGCUCAAACAAGAUGAAUCUAAGAAUCGGCCUGUGAAGCUGACUUCAAACCGCCAUUCAAGUCCAUCGUUCUCAAACCUCUCCACUUCCAUAAAAUGUCAGGAAACCCCUCGUUCAGUGAUCAGUGAGAGGGCUAAAUCAUGGGGGAGCAAAUUAGUCGACCUGGGUGAGAAGAAAGAAGAAGAUGAGGGGCUAACGUAUAAACUGAAGCUGAUUGGUUCUCUGCCAGUCCACCACCUCACCACCAUGACCAUGUUGCCCUGGGUGGUGGCAGAGAUCAGCAGGUCGCGUCCUGUGGGAAAGGAGACGGGUACGAAGGUGCGGUCUGUGAGGACUGGAGUUGGACAUGUGCAUAGUUUUGCCCCCAAUCAGAUGGUGUCUCUGUGUGUAUCUACAUCCUGGGUUCAGUGUGGGUCAGCACUGGAGGAAGGUGCAGUCUGGGAUCCUCUCUCACACACAGUGCUGUUUGAAUGUCGUCCACACCAGGUGACCAAGCUCAUUCACAACAGUCAGGAUCCUGGCAGCUUCGGAUGUCUGGUCAAAAAGGAGCCCCACUGUGCCUGCUUUGUGUUCCAGUGCCAGGACAGCACCAAGGUCCCUGAGAUCAUCAGUUCGCUGAGGCAAGCUGGCAAGACCUCCGCCCGCAACAAUGAUAUCCUGAACACUGGUGACAAAACUCCCUCCGCAGGCAAUGAUUCCUCAGAAUCAUGUUUCUCUUAUCCCUCCCUGACGACAACUUCCGCAGCACCCGCUGCUGCUUUGUCACCGACAGCUUUUGCCAAAAGGUUCGAGGUACUCUUCUGCGGUCGUGUUAGUGUUGCUCACAGGAAAGCCCCCCCUGCACUCAUUGAUGAUUGCAUUGAGAAGUUCAGCCAGUUACAUGGCUCAGGGACGACUGAUAAGGAAGGAAACAGCGGUGGUUUGGUGGGUGGGUUGAGGAGGGCAUUGAGCUUUCAGUCCAAUGGACCUGGAAGCAGCGUUGUGGGUAAUGGUGCCGCAGGAAGUCCUUACACCAACAAGAAGACACUGUUUUACCGGCGAGACCCCAGCUUUCCUUGUCUGCAUGCCCUGGACGAAAAUGGACUUUCACCAGAAAUUUCCAAUGCAAACACUACUGAUGCACUUUCCCAAUCCAUUGAGGUACAACCCACAAACCUGCAGGAGAACAGGACCAUGCUCUUUAUGGUUGGCAGGUCUCAGGUCUUCUUGGUUAGUCCAGACACAAAGAAGGUGGCCAUAGAGAAGGGUUUCAAAGAAAUCUCUUUCUGCUCACAGGGUAUUCGGCACGUGGAUCACUUCGGCUUUAUUUGCAGAGAGGUGGUGGAAGGUGGAAAUUGCCACUUUAUGUGCUAUGUCUUUCAGUGUACAGAUGAAUCACUGGUGGAUGAGAUAAUGCUGACUUUAAAGCAGGCAUUUUCUAUGGCAGCUCUCCAGCAGAGUGCAAAGACCCAAAGCCAACAGUGUGACAGCUGCCCCAUGCAACAGCUGCACAAACUGUGUGAAAAGAUUGAAGGUCUACAUCCUUCUAAAACCAAACUGGAGCUUCAGAGACAUUUGGCCACUCUGGACAAUGAGGAGCAGGCAUCAGUAUUUGAAAACACCAUGAGAGCUCAUCCCAAGAGUGAUCAAGAAGAGAAUGAGUUGGUGAUGACUUCACUGAGAAACCUGUAUGAGGAGAAACAGAAGAGCCAUCAGCACAUUCUGUCUGGAGACAGCAAACAAAGUGAAGAGUCAGCUCCAGCCCCUGUGGAGGUGCAGCAGCCAAGCAGCAGCCGACAGCGACUAGAGCAGUUUAAGAGUCGAGCCAAGCGCUCCCUCACUGAGUCCCUGGAGGGCAUCUUGAAGGGAAGCAGCAGGUCCAGAGUCCACCGAGAAAACAGUGAAGGUAGUGAGAGCAGCUCAUCCAUCUGUACUGUUAAUAGCAGCCAAGACCAGCCCAGCUUAGAUGACGCCCUGCCUGUCUCCACCCAGCUGUCCCCCACCAGCCCUCUCAGGUGCCACAAUUCAACAGGAGACCUAAAGUGCCUUGAUGCUUCUCUCCACUUGUCCCCUUCCUUCUCCUCUUUACCUGGAGAUGCUCAGCCGCAGGCCUUCCGUCGUCGUGCCAGCACCUACAGCCACUCGCCCACCUCCUCAUCUGGAACCGAGUACUCAUCAAUGCAAACACUACUUUACACUCCGCCGAAUUCCGCUGCCUCCGUCAAGCCCAAGCUCGUACGACACUACUCUGUCAGCACUGACACACCCCACCAGAGCAAACAUGUGCCAUCAAACUCCAACCUUCCUCCUGUUCCUUGCUCACAUUUACCCUCCUCUCCUCUGCUCCCACAUCAUCCUCCCUCACCUUAUUCUGGAGCCCGACUUAAAAGAAGCCCUCUGGGUGGUCUUCGUGCUCGUCUCCAGUCCUCUUCCUCUGUCCCUAAUUUUUUGAAAUUUCAAUUUCUGGCACCUGUCCAAGAGAACGAUUGCCCUGAGCUAAGGAGCAGGGAUGUCGCUGCUCUCUCCACGUCGGCUUUGGCUGGAGAGGUGGAGGAAAGCCCCGUGCGGAGUCACCGUCACUCAUGGAGGCAGCAGAUUUUCCUCCGGGUCGCUACACCUCAGAAGAACAUGGACAUCAAUGAGCGGGCAGAUUCCUGUCUGGACAUUGGACGCGUGUGUGCCAGCCCAGUGGGAGCUGGAGGAAAUGUGGAUAUGAGAGCGUUGCCCGAGGAGAGAACGAAAAGAAGCAAAGAGGAGCUCAGAGAUCUGUGGAGAAAGGCCAUCCUGCAGCAAAUCUUGCUGCAGCGGAUGGAGAGGGAGAACCAAAAACUACAGGCCUCAGAGAACCAUCUACAGAACAAGCGCCUGAAGCUGGACUAUGAGGAAAUUACUCCGUGUUUAAAAGAGGUUACUGUGGUGUGGGAGAAGAUGCUGGGAAUGCCGGGUCGAUCAAAGGUCAAAUUUGACACAGAGACCAUACACGCUGCUGUUGCACAAGGAGUCCCGAGGCAGCAUCGAGGUGAGAUCUGGAAGCUCCUCUCAGAACAGUACCUGCUCCGACAGACGGUGCCCUCCAGACCACCAACCAACCACACUCCAUACAAAGAACUGCUAAAGCAGCUCACCUCACAGCAACACGCCAUCCUCAUUGACCUUGGUCGCACUUUUCCCACUCAUCCGUAUUUCCAAGCACAGCUGGGGGCUGGUCAGCUGUCUCUCUACAACAUACUGAAAGCCUAUUCACUGUUGGACCCUGAGGUGGGCUACUGCCAAGGUCUGUCCUUCAUUGCCGGAGUAUUGCUGUUACACAUGGGGGAAGAAGAUGCCUUCAAUAUGCUCAAGUUUCUGAUGUAUGACAUUGGGCUGCGUAAACAGUACCGGCCUGACAUGAUUAUCCUCCAGAUUCAGAUGUACCAGUUGUCGCGACUGCUCCAUGACUACCACAGGGAUCUCCACAGCCACCUGGAGCAACAAGAAAUCGGGCCCAGCCUAUACGCCACCCCUUGGUUCCUUACAGCCUUUGCCUCUCACUUCCCCCUCGGUUUUGUGGCCAGAGUCUUUGAUAUGUUGUUCCUCCAGGGGUCAGAGGUCAUUUUUAAAGUUGCCUUGAGUCUGCUGGGAAGCCACAAACCUCUGAUCCUGCAGCAUGACAGCCUGGAGUCCAUCGUGGACUUCAUCAAGACCACCCUGCCCAACCUGGGCCUGGUGCAGAUGGAGAAAACCAUCAACCAGGUCUGUGAGAUUGAUGUGUCCAAGCAGCUCCAGGCUUAUGAGGUGGAGUACCACGUCCUGCAAGAUGAACUGCUGGACACACCCCCCAGUCUCAACCAACAGCAGCGGGCAGCCCAGCUUGAGCGGACCAACCAGAGCCUGCGGCAGCAGAACCUGGACCUUCUCGAGGAACUUCAGGUGUCCCAUGCUCGUGUGCACAGUCUGGAGACUCAACUGGAGGCUCUGGUCCAGUCAGAGGGUCAUCUGAAAGAGCAAGUGUCAUCCCUGGAGGAGGAGAAACAUCAUCUGGUCAGCACAGUGACACGUCUCCAGGACCUUCUCACCAUGCUCGGCCUAAACAGCACCCUGGAUGAACACACACUCCCUACACUUACCAACAGACAAACGGCCUCAGCAGAGACAAAGACAAACAACAGUGUGGACACCCCCCAGUAACCCACAGCCUCACCAGGGUGUCCUUAAGUACAAAUGAUACUUUUCCAAACAGGAAGUUGAGUGAGAGGAGUCAUCGCCAGGACCUUUCACCUCCACCCUUGUCCUAUUCACGCCCACAGAAUGUAAAAGGAGGAAGGACAGAGGAAGUUGGAGAUAAGAAUAGUGAAGAUAAGUGGAAAUUCAACCAAAAAUGUGGAUGAAGUCAUGAGAAGAGAAACCAAAAAUGACACCCCUGAGUAUGAUCCUAAAAUUCCAUGAAUGCCCUGUGUCUCAGCUCUAACAAUGAACAGUAAACCCAAAGAUAGCUCUGUGUUUCUGGACCAGUGCUGUGAAAACAAAGCACCUGUAUUUGACUUGUUUCUGUGUGUGUGUGUGUGUGUGUUUUAUGUUUCUGAGAUGUUAUGUUUUAUAGAACUGUGCUACGUGGAACAAAACCCAAAACUCCAAAGACUGAACAUAUCUUCAAAAAAAACACAUGGUAUUUAUCAUCCUCAUGUUCUGCUGGUAGGACGUACAGAAGACGGGAGAGUGACGGGAAAGUGAGAUGAGAUGAAGGGACGAGUGAAGUAAGGAACUUCACGACAAACUGUUUUUUCUGUUAACAAAGUUUGACUGCAAGUUAAGUAAAUUCCUGUCGGAGCUGAUUUUUUUGUUGUUGUUUUUUUUUUGUAUCUCUACACUUUUGUCUUUGGAUUAUGUGUUUUUAAAUUUUAAUCUAGCCACAGUAUCUGUGAGGAUGAGUUUCACUGUAAAUCCGAACCAUUUUUCGUCCACUUUUGAUUCACCGCUGUGGGGAGGGAAAGUUUCAGCAGAAGUGUUUUCCACUGCAGCAAAGACCAGAGCUUUAAAGUGAACAUGUGUAUAAAUGUUAGUGAGCAGACCUCUGCUGUGAGACGGUCUGUCAGCUUUAAAUCAUAUACUGUAUCCAACACAUACAUUCAACACGAGUGUCACUGUGUGUCUGUGCACUUCACUGAUUUACACUGUAAAGUCAUUUUCUCCUACUAUUGUUGCACAUGGUUUUGUUUUUAUUGAUUACCACUCUGGUUGUUAUGUACUUCCAAAUACAUACAAGUAUUCUUUCAGCACACCUGGGUUUUUUUUCUACAUGAAACUGUAUGCUCUCACGUGUCAGACCUAUGGAAGUUAGUGCCGCAGACUGAACGACCUCCUGUCGAAACAUGCUGUUCAGUUUGAAGGCUUCGGGCAUAUGGGAAUAUACCGUACACAGUAUUUAAGACAUAGACGUGUGUUUGUUUCUAAGAACUUCUAGGUGUUGCAGAGAGAACAUGUUGGGACAUGUCUGAACUGCAUCUCCUUGAAGCAUAUACACAACAGAAACACCAGCAGCUGACCAGCAACAAAAGAAAAAUGCAGAAGAACAUUUCAUAACCAUACAUUCAUACACUUAGCAGAACCUUUUAUCCAAAGUGACUUACAAGUGGGGGAGGUGUCACCAGGUCGUUUCACAUAUGUGAUGCAGACAUUCAUGAAUUUGCACAUGUAGCCCCGGCAAUACUUAUGAUUGUUUUUCUUUCUUUCUUUUCAUCCUGUUUUUUUUAAUCUAUUGUUUUUAUAUAGAACUGCAUUUUUUCAC